AUGGAAUUUGUAUUUUCAUUACCAUUUACAAUUUUAGAAAUUCCAAAUUUUAAAAUAAGAAAGCCGGCAUGGGUUCAAAGACCUUCAGCGAUGACUACCUUUGCUUUCGUAUUAUUAUCUUAUUUUCUCGUCACCGGAGGUAUCAUAUACGAUGUGAUUAUUGAACCACCGAGUGUAGGUUCCACUACCGAUGAACAUGGGCAUUCGCGGCCGGUUGCUUUUAUGCCAUAUAGAGUCAACGCCCAAUACAUCGUUGAAGGAUUAGCGUCCAGUUUCUUGUUUUCCAUGGGAGGACUCGGCUUUAUCGUGCUAGAUCGCACAAAUGCUAUGGAUCCUAAAAGUACGCCGAAACUGAAUCGUAUUUUGUUGCUAGCUGUUGGUUUCGUUUGUGUCAUCAUCUCUUUCAUUACGUGCUUGAUAUUUAUGAGGAUGAAACUGCCGGGUUAUUUGAGAUAGAUUUUCGUAUCUUUCGCCAUUUCUACUUCUUUCAACCAAUGAUCAACUCCAACAUAGAAACGUUUCCAUAAUGAAAAUAAAAGAACAAACUAUAUCUACUUAUAAUCGUGUAUUUUUGUGAUCAACUUCCAAUCGUUUUGUAAAAAAAUAGAAGCAAAUAAAUUGUAAAUUACUUAUUCAAUAAAUUAUUAUAUAAAAUAAAAAA
Messenger RNA from Planococcus citri (citrus mealybug), 661 nucleotides. RefSeq names its product oligosaccharyltransferase complex subunit ostc. The transcript is spliced from 3 exons. The record is from RefSeq and is a predicted model, not a curated record. Gene Ontology annotation, cellular component: oligosaccharyltransferase complex. Lineage: Eukaryota; Metazoa; Arthropoda; Insecta; Hemiptera; Pseudococcidae. The coding region runs from base 1 to 456 and encodes 151 amino acids.